This is a messenger RNA of Pocillopora meandrina, 11083 nucleotides long. The record is from the annotation of a GenBank genome assembly. NCBI's taxonomy places the organism in Eukaryota, Metazoa, Cnidaria, Anthozoa, Scleractinia, Pocilloporidae.
GAUUGCCAAUAGCGACGAAUCCUAAAAACGAGUCAGUUCUAACUAUCCAUGGUUAAAUUUGGUAAGAUCAGAGAAUUUGUACAUUUCACUAGCAGGAAACUUCUCUUGAACCACAUGGUUGUGGAAAAGUGAUUUGUCAAAAAGAAAGCCGACAGACGUUUGUUUUUAAAAAUACAAAUACAAGGUAUAACUUGUUUGCACAAUUUUAACAUAAACAAAAUUCAAUGCGCUCAGCAGUGAGUACAAUCAUUAAUCAUGAUAUGAAUAUUGAAUAUGAAUAUUUUUGUCCAUGCCUAUUAAGGCAUGGACAAAAAUCAUUGGAAGAAAAAAACAAAGAUAGUAAAGAGAGACUCUGUAAGGGGAACAGAUUCACUUCGGUCAGGUAACCAAACAGGCGUAUCUCUGAAUAUCAACUGCUUUAUCCUAUCAAGUAAAGAACAACUCGUGGCCACUGAACUGAUUGUCGUGAGUCAUCAUUUCUAUUGAAGCAAAAUUGAUCAAUCAUACCUUAUUUCAUCUCUUAUAGGUCGAAUUUACUACUGCAAUGAGGAUAUACUUAGUGGUUCUCUUAUUGUCUUCAACCUUCUGUUAUACACAAGCUUGGCCUACACAAGAAGGCAAGUACUUGAAUAUGUUAUAUCUUAGCCGCAUUCGAAGAGGAGGAUCUAAAUCAGUUCUAAUAUGCGAGGCUUCAAAAUAGACUUUUUCAAUUCCUUGUCUCGCCGCAAUUUUUCAUUCCAUCCCACCGCAAUGAACAUUUUCAUCCCGAUCCCGCCUUUUAUUCUAUGCCGCCGAUCCCUGCCCAUGUUGUUCAAGUUCACCGCCGUAUUUAAACUGAUGGACAAGUUAUAGUCAUCAUAAUAUUGAUAAUGUACUCUCAUUUCUCAUAACUCUCAUGAGGCAAAACCGAGCUUUAAAAUGCGUUAAAAUACGUGUUGAAGCCAAAGAAAAUCUCGGCGACACGUUGGCUGUGCCAUUUCAUACGUGGUUUAUUGGGAUUACUAAUUUAAGCCCGUUUAUAAAGCAAAUAAAUACUCUUUGAUGUUUCUUAGGUCGUGUAGCCAAUAACUGAAUUAUGAUCUCGGCUACAACCAUCCUAUCCCGCCUUCGAAACAGAGCAUAUCCCGUUCGUACCUUCCUUUCAUCCCGCAUAUUUCUUUUAAUAACCCUCAUCGGGCACCUAUGAUUAUCGGAACCUCAUAUGCCUGUGCAAAGUUAUGGAACAUUUUUCCUAUUGUGCGUGUUAUAAAGUCAACCCAUAAAGUAUCUAAAAUGAUUCCAUCGAAUAAUUUUUAUUAGAAAAUUAUGAGGACAUCUUCAAAUAUUGAAAUCACGGUUUGAUUACGUAAUUAUCCUUAAGGACUUGUGCGCAAGUUUCAAUCCAAGCAACGAAAAUAAGAAGUUUUUAUCAAAAAGAUUUUCUAAGAUGACCAACCAUGAGCUUGCCGAUCCUGAUGUAAGUCACCAGAGAUAAUCAUAAUAUUCCUCCACCAUGGAGAGGAGAGUGAUGGCACCGGGAACAUGACAUCAAAAUUACUAACAGUAAACGUUGAAGACAAGGACAAGUAACACGCUUUAAGUUGCGAAUGAAGUUGGUCAGUUUGAGAAACGCAGGUCAACUGAGCAAAAUUGCAUCAAAGCAGUGACUGCUUUGAUGCAAUUUAGCUUGGUUGACCUUUAGGGGCUUUUUUAUACAAUCUCAGUCUGUAGCUGGUAUAUGUAUUUCUCCUGUUUUUCACAGUAAGAAGCGCCCUUGUUUGUGAAGGAGGGAAGCAAAAAAUCAGGUGCACACAUCAAAAGAUUCAGAUCAUUUCUGCAGUCUAUGGAAGAACAGACCGCUCCGUGUGUCAGUGGGGAUUGGAUUGGACGGUUGCUUGGUUAUGGAAUGUCAACUGCCGCGCAGCUAAUACAUUAGCUAUUGUUAAAAAUGAAUGUGAAACCCUGUCCGAAUGCGAGUUGCAUGCCAGCAACGCAGAAUACGGAGACCCGUGCUUCGGAACGAAGAAAUAUCUCACGGUAAAUAAUCGUUUAUUUUUACGUACGGUUUUCGAAAAAAUAAUUUGUUGCUCUUAAACCCAAAGGUCUGUGAUUUAUCUCCUUAAAUAGGACUAAGAAGUGUUUUUCUGUUCCGCACUCGUAACAAACUUUCAACACAUUUGUUCUCCUAUAUAUAUAUAUAUAUAUUGUAUAUGCAUUUAUGUUUUUAUCUGUCUAUCACUCAGCAUUAAUGUUAUUACGACUCUAUUGGCUACUUUACGUCACGUGGAACAAAAUCACUAGAUAUUUAUGACGUAAGAGCCCUCAUUUACGUUACUCUUCUUCGAAUAGAAACAAACCUAGUUGAAAAAGCCAGCUUGAGUGUCACUCUUUCAUCUUUGUUACUUUACAGGGAAGAAAAACCAACUCGUUUUAGUAGAGUCCAGUUAAAGAGCCAUUUCAAAUAAAGCUAAUCUCAAAUACUACUCUGGAAAAAAAAAAAAAUUUGCACAUUCAAUUUCACAUUUGCCCUCAAGCUUCGCUUCUCUGCCAAAUAUUCAUUUUCGGGACAAUCUUUUAACCGCGGACAUUAUCAGCCGACAUAGCAGUCGCCUGAAGAGACCGGUUUAUUUACUAAAUAUUUUUUCACGGGUGCAUGUGCCUUAUACAUUAGAAGUGUCUUUGUGGACUGAACUUGGUGAACACGAAUUUAUUCAUUGUAAAAGUGUCGCCUAAGAAAUUGCAAACUCCUCCGGCUCAGUACGUGUAAACGUUACUACAUAGCUAAAAUGUUUGUGACCAGACCAAAAAUUCAUAGGAACCUGAACAAAACAUUUCGAUUUAUCACUGCGGAGUGAGAAACUCAGAAACUCAAAAAGAGACCUAAAACUAGAUGAUGAGGUUUUAUUGAUAGCAUCAGUAAACGCAUUAUAUACAUUUUGUUCCUAUAGGUCAAAUACAGGUGUAUCGGCCGGAUUACACCAGAUGACACCAAGAGAGCUCGCGUAUGUGAAAAUCACAAGAUGUCAAUCGAAUGUCCUGAGAGACGUAAUAUCGACAUCGUAUGGGCAAACUUUGGCCGUCUCAAGGGUGCUCACAUCUGUGGCGAUGGUUUCUUUGGAGUAUUUUCCUGGAACCAAGCCUGCCAGCAUCAAGUGGCCUCCAAGGCUAUUGCCAGGCAAUAUUGUCAAGACAAGGAACAUUGCCUUCUUGAUGCCACCGUUGCCAAAUUUGGGGACGCUUGCUGGGGUACCAAGAAAUAUCUAGAGGUUGGUAAAGAAAUAUUUGAUUUUGAAUUUCAAAAAGUGGAAGAGCAAACCGAUAUGCUUUCACCUACAUUAUAUCAAAAGAAAAUAAGUAAACGAUAAUGGUUAAUUAAGCGACCUCUUUCAAUCAAUCGCCUAAGCUUUAAGAUUUUGGAAAGAUGCUUUGUGGUUAGGGAUUCCCCUUUCGCACUAUAUUUGAAAACAAAUGCCCAGGUGAAUGUGGAGUUCUAGAUUUAAUAACUUCGAUGUUUUUUCUGGUUCUAGGUCCGCUACAGAUGCUGCCCGAAGAAGGGUGGAUGUGACUGAAGCUCAAUCAACACCUCAAGAUAUAGCUAGACCGGUCAAAUAGGGACUUGGGGACGGGGAAAGGGACGACGGUUUUCUCUUUUGUCUGGGUUUUUGUUUUUUUCUAGUGGGAGUGGGUAAGGUAACUUUAAGAGGCAUGAUUAUCAUACAGCGAGAAUCAGAAUAGAUAAAGUUUAUUGACAUGUCACAUGUCAUAUACUAACAACUGAAGUGUCUCAUUUUUGAACAACUGCUUCGUUUGCGAUCUAAACUUACUUACUGGUAGAUUUCUCUCUGGCAUAUCUGCCGUCAUUGGCUCAACUUUUUCUGAUUGGAAAGAAUAAGUCUUCUAAAUCUAUUAACUUCUCUCUUCCUUUCUGUCGCCCUUUGCAUAUCCGAUGAUGAUAAUUCCACAGCACAUUUUAUUCUGCGCGUUUUCCUUAUGGGUCCUUCACUAGCUGCCUUUUGUGGGGUCGAGUAUUUUUACACUGAGUCUGGACUGGCGAAGAAUCAAACCUAGUCAAAAAUCCUUGAAAUUUCUAUGCCAAUUAUGAACACUGACUCGUUUACUAAUUUUUGCUCCCCAAAAGGAAAACGCACGAAAAAAGAUUGUCGUUAUUUCAUAAAAAUCCCUACUCUGCCGUUCUAAUUUAUGAUUGUCACCUCUUUUUGAUAAAUGUCGAGGGGAAUCAAAUAAAAUGAAGGGGAAGAAAAAUGUUGAAGAAGAGAAAAAAAAUGCUGUAAACUGAUACUAAAGGGAAACAUAGGAGAAAAGUCUCAUAUGGAAACGUUUGGAAGAAGAAGAAAAAUUCUUCGUUAAAUGGAAUAGAAUUUAGUCAAUUUCAUUUCAUCAGCUUCACAUUGCUUACAAUGCAAUGUGAAGAAAAUCAGUAAAUGACAGAGGAUGAAAUUGUUGUUGAAGAUUUUUUGAACGAUUCUCACGAUUCCAUUUAACGAAGAAUUUUUUAAUUUAAAGACCACCAUGGAAGAUUAAAGUGCAAUAAGGAUGGGGUAGGUGGGGUAAGUCAUGGUUCCAUUGAAGUGAGGCUACCGUCCGGCUUCUAAAAAUUUCGUCUUUGUGACCUCUGGUGCUUACUUUAGUAUCACACAAAUCAAAUAUGGCGGACGUAACCAGUAAGGGAAAAACAAUUUCAUUCAUUAGCAUGAAGCAAAUAUUUCCUAGAAAUUCGUGAUUGCUAUGGACCUUUUCCAUGGACAUUAUUUGCGUAACACAAAAGGAACGAGCAUUUCGCAAAACAUCAUUGCCACUGGUAAUUUUAUUCAAUAGAUCCAUAUUGAAUCUAAGUAACCGGAUUAGAGUCUUUGAGGCAGCCUUCGAGUCAGCCUUUGACGCAGCCUUGAGUCUAAUGAAAAACUCAAAAGUGGGUCAGCAACCUAGUCAAAGUUUAUAUUUGCGAAAAACCCGUUCUUCCUCAAGAAAUUUUUAAUAAACGAGGAGCUUUCGGUUUCCAGUCUAUGUUAAUAACACUGAAAGCUAAAAUUGGAAAAGGCAUUUCCUUGCCGCACACCCUGUCCUUCGAGCUUCAUUGGGGAAACUGAAAGACGCUUUUCAGCUAGAAAGAAAGUACAUGUAAGCCACUUGAAACUCUGUGGAAAGGGUUCGAACAUCUCAUUCCACGCGUGGGGCAUGCCGCACACAAACCCUAUUACUGACUUUGGGAAUGCGAUAGUGACAGGCAAAGACCCUAACACUGCCUAAACAAACGAAUCAGAUGUAGAUAUGGUCAUAGCAACUGAUAUUCAAUUCUUUCAAAAUAGAAUAUUGUUUUCAUUUUUACGUUAUGAAAUUUUACGGCAGUUACAUUUUCAUUUUCAUAAAUUUUGUUCUUCAUGCCUUAGUUUUGAAAGCUUUUGAUUGGAAGUGUUAAACUUUACGUUUCUUAACGUCAAUUUUACAAAAUUGUAUUUCCAAAUCGUGUUUGUCACAGCAGUGUUCCUUUUAGUUCUUUUAAAAUUCAAACUCUGAUUGAUUCCCUGACGAGUGGUAUGUUUCACCCGUUGUAAAUCUAAUAACCUAAUCCAUGAUUACCGUAAGUUCGACAUAAGUGCUCAUACUUGGUAGCACAAAAGUAAUAUCAAAAUAUUUUGGGGAACAAAAUAUGAGAUAGUCGGCAUAAUUUGUUAGAAAUAGACAUGAACAGAAGACUGGGUUGAGAACGUUCAAUUUCGUAAAUCUCUUCAGUUCUUUCUGUCUUUUACCCUAAACUAAGGCUAAUCUAAGGUCUUAGUUUAAGUUGUGUUUCUAUAAAAUAACUAUGCAAGGAAUAUGGAAGGUAGAAAAAUUUUUCCGACGACCACACCGCCUGAGGAUGAGGAUCGUCUUCUUUGUUACCCGUGUUAUUACCUUGGAUCAGCGUAGAACCUCCCGCAAAGCAUAAUUGCCUCAGUUUUUUUCCCCUUAAAGCCCGUGAUCAACAAAAGUGGUUCAACGGAAAAAUACCUAAUACGAAUAGACGAAUUCCCGUUUUGUGUUUGGUCGAGUGUGGCGUGUACAUUUACUGAAUAAUCAAUUUCUAAAAAUAGAGGUUAUUUCUACACCAGACUGAAUAAAAAUCAUGUUGAAAUUUAUCAUUUGGUUCAAAUUUUGCUCCAUAUCCUCAUCAAUUGCAAAUUCGAAAGAAAUUUCAGUAAAAGCAUUCAAUAGCAAUUGCGACUCCCAAAGAGCAAUUUCCUUCAUAAUCAUACCUAAUCUAAUUGCAUAGUAAAGAAACUAAGUCUGCAAACAUCUCUAAACCAGACAUAACAACAUGUAUGUCACUCAGCGCAGUGUAGGACGAAGGUGAACUGUGAUCUAUGACAAAUAAUUUCAGGACGUAUAAAUUUCUUGGAGAAAGAAAUUGAACGAGCUACCUGUCUGUUACCAUCAAAGGCAAAUUGUUUUUUUCGGUUACGUUACAAAAUUUGUAGAUAACGCCAUCAAUUAACAUUCAUUCGUGUAUAAUCGUGUGAAAAUGCCAAAAUAAAAAACGAAAGAGUUCCAUAGUAAUGUGGCAACUUUCAAUAAACAAUUUUCAUUAAAUCAAAAGCGAGGAGAUUCUUACAAACCAGGUAUAACAACAUGUCACUCAACAUGGCAGGGAGAGAAGGUGAUCUUUGAAUGACAAAUAUGAACCAAGCCAAACAGAAAAGGAUUGCCAAUGGCAACGAAUCCUAAAAACGAGUGAGUUCUAACUAUCCAUGGUUAAAUUUGGUAAGAUCAGAGAAUUUGUACAUUUCACUGGCAGGAAAUUCUCUUGAACCACAUGGUUGUGGAAAAGUGAUUUGUGAAAAAAGAAAGCCGACAGACGUUUGUUUUUAAAAAUACAAAUACAAGGUAUAACUUAUUUGCACAAUUUUAAACAUAAACAAAAUUAAAUGCGCUCACCAGUACAAUAUUAACAUAUAUGAAAUCAUGAUAUUUUUGUCCAAUAAGGCAUGGACAAAAAUCAUUGGAAGAAAAAAAAACAAAGAUAGUAAAGAGAGACUCUGUAAGGGGAACAGAUUCACUUUGGUCAGAAAACCAAACAGGCGUAUCUCUGAAUAUCAACUGCUUUAUCCUAUCAAGUAAAGAACAACUCGUGGCCACUGAACUGAUUGUCGUGAGUCAUCAUUUCUAUUGAAGCAAAAUUGAUCAAUCAUACCUUAUUUCAUCUCUUAUAGGUCGAAUUUACUACUGCAAUGAGGAUAUACUUAGUGGUUCUCUUAUUGUCUUCAACCUUCUGUUAUACACAAGCUUGGCCUACACAAGAAGGCAAGUACUUGAAUAUGUUAUAUCUUAGCCGCAUUCGAAGAGGAGGAUCUAAAUCAGUUCUAAUAUGCGAGGCUCAAAAUAGACUUUGUCAAUUCCUUGUCGCACCGCAAUUUUUCAUUCCAUUCCGCCAUCCCACCGCAAUGAACAUUUUCAUCCCGAUCCCGUCUUUUAUUCUAUGCCGCCGAUCCCUGCCCAUGUUGUUCAAGUUCACCGCCGUAUUUAAACUGGUGGACAAAUUAUAGUCAUCAUAAUAUUGAUAAUGUACUCUUAUUUCUCAUAACUCUUAUGAGGCAAAACCGACCUUUAAAAUGCGUUAAAAUACGUGUUGAAGCCAAAGAAAAUCUCGGCGACACGUAGGCUGUGCCAUUUCAUACGUGGUUUAUUUGGAUUACUAAUUUAAGCCCGUUUAUAAAGCAAAUAAAUACUACUUUUUGAUGUUUCUUAGGUCGUGUAACCCAUAACUUGAGUUGAAUUUUGAUCUCGGCUAUGACCAUCCUAUUCCGCCUUCGAAACAGAGCAUAUCCCGUUCGUACCCUUCUAUUUUCAUCCCGCAUAUUCGCCUUUAAUUUACUAACCCUCAUCGGGCACCUAUGAUUAUCGGGCCCUCAUAUGCCUGUGCAAAGUUAUGGAACAUUUUUCCUAUUGUGCGUGUUAUAAAGUCAACCCAUAAAGUGUCUAAAAUGAUUCCAUCGAAUAAUUUUUAUCAGAAAAUUAUGAGGACCUCUUCAAAUAUUGAAAUCACGGUUUGAUUACGUAAUUAUCCUUAAGGACUUGUGCGCAAGUUUCAAUCCAAGCAACGAAAAUAAGAAGUUUUUAUCAAAAGAUUUUCUAAGAUGAUCAACCAUGAGCGUGCCAAUCUUGAUGUAAGUCGCCAGAGAUAAUCAUAAUAUUCCUCCACCAUGGAGAGGAGAGUGAUGGCACCGGGAACAUGACAUCAAAAUUACUAACAGUAAACGUUGAAGACAAGGACAAGCAACACGCUUUAAGUUACGAAUGAAGUUGGUCAGUUUGAGAAACGCAGGUCAACUGAGCAAAAUUGCAUCAAAGCAGUGACUGCUUUGAUGCAAUUUAGCUUGGUUGACCUUUAGGGCUUUUUAUACAAUCUCAGUCUGUAGCUGGUAUAUGUAUUUCUCCUGUUUUUCACAGUAAGAAGCGCCCUUGUUUGUGAAGGAGGGAAGCAAAAAUCAGGUGCACACAUCAAAAGAUUCAGAUCAUUUCUGCAGUCUAUGGAAGAACAGACCGCUCCAUGUGUCAGUGGGGAUUGGAUUGGACGGUUGCUUGGUUAUGGAAUGUCAACUGCCGCGCAGCUAAUACAUUGGCUAUUGUUAAAAUGAAUGUGAAACCCUGUCCGAAUGCGAGUUGCAUGCCAGCAACGCAGAAUACGGAGACCCGUGCUUCGGAACGAAGAAAUAUCUCACGGUAAAUAAUCGUUUAUUUUUACGUACGGUUUUCGAAAAAAAUAAUUUGUUGCUCUUAAACCCAAAGGUCUGUGAUUUAUCUCUUAAAUAGGACUAAGAAGUGUUUUUCUGUUCCGCACUCGUAACAAACUUUCAACACAUUUGUUCUCCUAUAUAUAUAUAUAUAUAUUGUAUAUGCAUUUAUGUUUUUAUCUGUCUAUCACUCAGCAUUAAUGUUAUUACGACUCUAUUGGCUACUUUACGUCACGUGGAACAAAGUCACUAGAUAUUUAUGACGUAAGAGCCCUCAUUUACGUUACUCUUCUUCGAAUAGAAACAAACCUAGUUGAAAAAGCCAGCUUGAGUGUCACUCUUUCAUCUUUGUUACUUUACAGGGAGAAAAACCAACUCGUUUUAGUAGAGUCCAGUUAAAGAGCCAUUUCAAAUAAAGCUAAUCUCAAAUACUACUCUGGAAAAAAAAAAAAAACAUUUGCACAUUCAAUUUCACAUUUGCCCUCAAGCUUCGCUUCUCUGCCAAAUAUUCAUUUUGGGACAAUCUUUUAACCGCGGACAUUAUCAGCCGACAUAGCAGUCGCCUGAAGAGACCGGUUUAUUUACUAAAUAUUUUUUCACGGGUGCAUGUGCCUUAUACAUUAGAAGUGUCUUUGUGGACUGAACUUGGUGAACACGAAUUUAUUCAUUGUAAAAGUGUCGCCUAAGAAAUUGCAAACUCCUCCGGCUCAGUACGUGUAAACGUUACUACAUAGCUAAAAUGUUUGUGGCCAGACCAAAAAUUCAUAGGAACCUGAACAAAACAUUUCGAUUUAUCACUGCGGAGUGAGAAACUCAGAAACUCAAAAAGAGACCUAAAACUAGAUGAUGAGGUUUUAUUGAUAGCAUCAGUAAACGCAUUGUACACAUUUUGUUCCUAUAGGUCAAAUACAGGUGUAUCGGCCGGAUUACACCAGAUGACACCAAGAGAGCUCGCGUAUGUGAAAAUCACAAGAUGUCAAUCGAAUGUCCUGAGAGACGUAAUAUCGACAUCGUAUGGGCAAACUUUGGCCGUCUCAAGGGUGCUCACAUCUGUGGCGAUGGUUUCUUUGGAGUAUUUUCCUGGAACCAAGCCUGCCAGCAUCAAGUGGCCUCAAGGCUAUUGCCAGGCAAUAUUGUCAAGACAAGGAACAUUGCCUUCUUGAUGCCACCGUUGCCAAAUUUGGGGACGCUUGCUGGGGUACCAAGAAAUAUCUAGAGGUUGGUAAAGAAAUAUUUGAUUUUGAAUUUGAAAAAGUGGAAGAGCAAACCGAUAUGCUUUCACCUACAUUAUAUCAAAAGAAAAUAAGUAAACGAUAAUGGUUAAUUAAGCGACCUCUUUCAAUCAAUCGCCUAAGCUUUAAGAUUUUGGAAAGAUGCUUUGUGGUUAGGGAUUCCCCUUUCGCACUAUAUUUGAAAACAAAUGCCCAGGUGAAUGUGGAGUUCUAGAUUUAAUAACUUCGAUGUUUUUUCUGGUUCUAGGUCCGCUACAGAUGCUGCCCGAAGAAGGGUGGAUGUGACUGAAGCUCAAUCAACACCUCAAGAUAUAGCUAGACCGGUCAAAUAGGGACUUGGGGACGGGGAAAGGGACGACGGUUUUCUCUUUUGUCUGGGUUUUUGUUUUUUUCUAGUGGGAGUGGGUAAGGUAACUUUAAGAGGCAUGAUUAUCAUACAGCGAGAAUCAGAAUAGAUAAAGUUUAUUGACAUAUCACAUGUCAUAUACUAACAACUGAAGUGUCUCAUUUUUGAACAACUGCUUCGUUUGCGAUCUAAACUUACUUACUGGUAGAUUUCUCUCUGGCAUAUCUGCCGUCAUUGGCUCAACUUUUUCUGAUUGGAAAGAAUAAGUCUUCUAAAUCUAUUAACUUCUCUCUUCCUUUCUGUCGCCCUUUGCAUAUCCGAUGAUGAUAAUUCCACAGCACAUUUUAUUCUGCGCGUUUUCCUUAUGGGUCCUUCACUAGCUGCCUUUUGUGGGGUCGAGUAUUUUUACACUGAGUCUGGACUGGCGAAGAAUCAAACCUAGUCAAAAAAUCCUUGAAAUUUCUAUGCCAAUUAUGAACACUGACUCGUUUACUAAUUUUUGCUCCCCAAAAGGAAAACGCACGAAAAAGAUUGUCGUUAUUUCAUAAAAAUCCCUACUCUGCCGUUCUAAUUUAUGAUUGUCACCUCUUUUUGAUAAAUGUCGAGGGGAAUCAAAUAAAAUGAAGGGGGAAGAAAAAUGUUGAAGAAGAGAAAAAAAAAUGCUGUAAACUGAUACUAAGGGAAACAUAGGAGAAAAGUCUCAUAUGGAAACCUUUUUGGAGGAAAUACUCGCGAAUAGAAUUUAGUCGCUUUCAUCAGCCUACAUUGUAAGCAAUGUGAAGAAAAUCAGUAAUGAC